AUGGCAGCUGUACAGGGGAAUGCCGGUGGUACUAGCAGCAGCAGUGUCGAGGCUGCUGGUGCUGCUGCUGGCGAUUCGGUGGAUGGGGAUGGAAGUGAAUCGGUGGUUCCGAGCGUGCCAGUGUUGCAAGUCCCACCCGAGAGUGAAGCCUCGAUCGACGUUGGGAAAGGCAAAACCGUGAAAGUCACACUCAAAGAGCCUAUGGAGGGCAAAAGGAGGUUGACAUCUUGGACGUGGAACUUUGCGAGUAGAUUCAGCCCGUCCAUCAACGGGAAGAACGUGGUGUGUUUGGUGAAGAAGGCUGAUGGGACGCCCUGUGGCCGCCUGAUGAAGUGGGAAGGAGCAGCACUCGGCAAGAAAGGGACGGGAACUUCUGGGAUUUCCAAGCACCUCGAGAUAUGUCACAAGAGCGAGGUGGACAAACACAAGGCCAAAGUAGGCGCAUCGGAGGACAACACAGCACCCAUUGUGGCAGCACUCGGUGAGUUUUUUUUUUUUGCUCAAGACUAAAG
Messenger RNA from Ectocarpus sp. CCAP 1310/34, 512 nucleotides. NCBI's taxonomy places the organism in Eukaryota, Phaeophyceae, Ectocarpales, Ectocarpaceae. The record is from the annotation of a GenBank genome assembly.